Molecule: messenger RNA, 426 nt
Organism: Oenanthe melanoleuca
Lineage: Eukaryota; Metazoa; Chordata; Aves; Passeriformes; Muscicapidae
Gene: RPS27
Product: ribosomal protein S27
Exons: 4
Coding region: 88-342 (84 amino acids)
Biological process (GO): translation; ribosomal small subunit assembly
Cellular component (GO): cytosolic small ribosomal subunit; ribosome
Molecular function (GO): RNA binding; structural constituent of ribosome
Source: RefSeq, a predicted model, not a curated record
CACUUCCGCCCCUGCGGCCGCCCCGCAGCGGAAAUGGCGCGGCGGGGCUGAGCCCGUCCCUUUCCGGCCCCUCACGCCGCCGCCGCCAUGCCCCUCGCCAAGGACCUGCUGCACCCGUCCCCCGAGGAGGAGAAGCGCAAGCACAAGAAGAAGCGGCUGGUGCAGAGCCCCAAUUCCUACUUCAUGGACGUCAAGUGCCCCGGCUGUUACAAGAUCACCACGGUGUUCAGCCAUGCCCAGACCGUGGUGCUCUGCGUGGGCUGCUCCACGGUGCUGUGCCAGCCCACGGGGGGCAAAGCUCGGCUCACCGAGGGCUGCUCGUUCCGGAGGAAGCAGCACUGAGCACCGGGACGCCAGGAGACGGGAACCCGCCGCUCCCUGCAGCCCCCUCCGCUUCCCGACAAUAAAUUUUGGAUAAAACACCCA